GUUUUAUAAAGGUCUAGGGCGGGGCUUGCGUACAGCUGUCAACAUCCUGAUGUAAUUUUCUCCAAAAUGGCGGAUCGCAAGGAAGAAAAGGAUGAUCCAGAACCAGAGAGCGAGGAUGAGGCCUAUGAAGUUGUAGACCUGACAGAGUAUGCUCGGAGGCACCAGUGGUGGAGCAUGGUGUUUGGGAAUAACUCUGGGCCCCUUGCAGAGAAGUAUUCCGUAACCACACAGAUCAUGAUGGGAGGGGUCACUGGCUGGUGUGCUGGGUACUUGUUCCAGAGAGUAGGAAAAAUUGCUGCUACUGCUGUAGGUGGAGGAUUUCUGUUGUUACAGAUAGCGAAUCACAGUGGGUAUGUGCAGGUGGACUGGAAGAAAGUGGAGAAGGACGUGAACAAAGCGAAGAAGCACCUGAAGAAGAAAACUAAACAAGCAGCACCUGAAAUUAACUCCUUCAUCGAGGAGGUAAAGGCCACAGAGUUUGUGAAGAGAAACAUUGUCCUGUCCAGUGGUUUUGUGGGUGGUUUCCUCCUUGGCUUGGCCUCCUAACUUACGACAGAGGAAGUUGUCACAUAAGAAGAAGGAAGCUGUCAUUACUGUGAACUAUGUCACCCGGGACGUAGUCAUCAACUGUGAAUCAUUGUCUUCCUUCCAGCAUGGAAGGAGUCAUAAAACGGGUUUGGGAGAAAAUUGAACAUGUGAAGCUGCCUCUUUGUCCCCUUGCCCUAGGUGCUCUUUUCCCUUGCCGAGCUGACUCCAGCUGGUCCAUUCUCUUUGGCUGCAUUUACACAGGCUGCCCAAUUCGGAUGUUUUAUCUGCAAAUUUACUGAUCAGAUGAGCACUAAAACAGAUGUGAUUAGUCAAAAGACCAGUUGGUGGACAAAAUAUCUGAAUUUUGUUGCAUUUGUAAACACAGCCUUUUUAAUCAAAUCAUCUGGUGGAUUCUGAUCCAGGAUCAGUUGUUUGGGCUUGUUGUAUAUGGACAUCCUGUACCUUUAACCAGCCCUCUUGAGUUGCUGUUACUACACAACACUGGAAAACAUUAAGGCACAAUGUAAUAGAAAACUAACACAACAGGUUUUCAUUGGUCAAGUUCAGAUGAUACCUCCAGAUUUCAGAGUGUUUCGGGCCUGCUGAACAGACCCAGUGUUACACCAUGUACAACGAAUAUCAUUGAACCAAUGUAAGUGCACAAUAGGACACAUCAUCUUACAUCGUAAUAUACUACAGAUUUUACUGUAUUACAUGCUGGACAGAGGAUGGCUCAGCCCCGGUCAGUCCAUUGCCCUCUCUGAAGAUCGGGUCUAUAUGAUCGUGAUGGUUUCCCAAAUGACCCCUUGGCGACCAACGGCCCUCGGGGCUCAGGUCAAAACUAGUGCAAUAUAUAGGGAAUAGGGUGCAAUUUGGGACACAAGCCCAUUGUUUUACUCCCUAAGGCUUAAUAUUUAUCAAAGUUAGCUAUUCAACCAACCUGGCUCUGGACCUGUUGUUCCAUGUACAAUAAACCAACACCUGAUCACUACUCUUGCCAAUGUACAGUAGGUCCAGUGUAACAGUAGGAAGUGUGUUGCUCAUGUAUUCAUUAUUACUUUCAGUUUAUUAGGUGGAAAGAAAUGCACAGUAUGUAUUCAGUACUCUCUUGCUUUUGAGUUUCUCUAUGUUUUGCCUUAAUUUAUUUGCAGUAUUUGAAGAUGCCGUCUGGAACUUUUGCAAAUAGCAAACUAUUUUUUUUUAACUUUUGAUUUUGGGCAAGAUGUGGUUUAUGUGUGUAUAAUAUAUAAAAUCACUCUCAUACCUUAGUUAGCCAUACAAUUCCAAGUUUGAAAGCAAGUGGUUUUGAUGACAAUUGACACGUACAUGACAGUAUAUCAUUUGAGGUGGCCUAUUUUGGCUUGACAGGGCCACUUUUACAACCAGUGGCCAACAUUUCUGGAAUGCAUCUUUAGUGUAGUCUGAUGUUUCAUUUUGCUUUGCCACUUUCACAGGAGCACAUCAACCUCGUACUGAUAACAGUAGGGAUUUGUCUUAUGUUUCUGUUUUGUCAAAUAAAAUUGCCUGAGACUUGUUGGUUAACAACAUAACUGUGUGUGUAUUCAUUGAAAUGCCUGUGAGAACUUGAAUGAUUUGUUUGUACAAGCAGGACUUGGUGUGUAAUCAUUUGUGGUUGGACUAACUGUCCGUCAUAACGCUUAACCUAACAAUCUUAUGAUAAUAAAAAACAUUUAAAGUC
Molecule: messenger RNA, 2227 nt
Organism: Esox lucius (northern pike)
Lineage: Eukaryota; Metazoa; Chordata; Actinopteri; Esociformes; Esocidae
Product: FUN14 domain-containing protein 1
Exons: 5
Coding region: 67-546 (159 amino acids)
Biological process (GO): autophagy of mitochondrion
Cellular component (GO): mitochondrial outer membrane
Source: RefSeq, a predicted model, not a curated record